CUUCCGUUCAACAGGACAGAACGAUGUGGCCCGCGCGGACCCUCCUCGCUCUGGCACUUCUUUGCGCACCGGUAUCCAGCCUCUGCUUGCCAACAUACGACCCCGUAUCCAACUUUCUUUGCAACAAUGAGGUGUUCUCCGAGACGAAUGAUAACGGGCAACCAGCAAAUCCCCUGGUGGACAGUCUAAACCUCCUGUACAAAUCAGCGCACUCGCUUUCCUCCGAGGAGCCACGCGAAAGGAGGACAAUACCCGCGUCCAAAUACAGAUACUUGAGCCAGACGCAGCUCAGGAGUAAACUGUAUCGUAAUAGUGCGAAGAGCGACCGACGCAGCCAGGUCACUCUUUCCCUUGAUGUCCCCACCAACAUAAUGAACAUCCUCUUCAACAUUGCCAAAGCAAAGAACCUGCGCGCAAAGGCGGACGACAAUGCGCGCUUGCUGGCGCAGAUUGGAAAGAGAAAAUGAACUCCAAUCAAUGUCACUAAUUUGACUUUAACUGAUAUUUUUUUGUUACCAACUGAGGCAUGUUAUCUCUAAUUUAAUCGUGUAAUAAAAGUUUUUUUCAGUUGCAGUAUAAGCUAUCCUGAAAAUUAAUGUAACGU
This is a messenger RNA of Carassius carassius (crucian carp), 604 nucleotides long. RefSeq names its product urocortin 3, like (gene ucn3l). Gene Ontology annotation, biological process: hormone-mediated signaling pathway; cellular response to nutrient levels; digestion. The record is from RefSeq and is a predicted model, not a curated record. The transcript has a single exon. Gene Ontology annotation, cellular component: extracellular region. Bases 24 to 467 code for a protein of 147 amino acids. Gene Ontology annotation, molecular function: corticotropin-releasing hormone receptor 2 binding; hormone activity. Lineage: Eukaryota; Metazoa; Chordata; Actinopteri; Cypriniformes; Cyprinidae.